AUUUAAAGGUGCUACAUAAACGAUCGAUUUGCUUGGACCGCAUUCGUCGAAGAGAGUACCGGAAAAUAAUUGUUAUCGAUUACGCUUAAAGUUUCGUCCAUUUAAUUUGAAAGCGCGGAGAAGCACGGAUAUCCCAACACAAAAAAUGAAAUUGUUUGCUGCAUUUUUGCUAGUGGCUUUUAUAGCUCACUCAAAAGUUGCCUUGGCUGAUGACGUUCUCCGGUGUUAUAGUUGUGAUGGGGAUGAUUGUGACGAUGCCGAUAACUGGGAAAUUGAAACUUGCUAUUCAGCAACAACCGAAAAUCCAGAAACAACAACAACAGAUACAACAACAACGGAAACAACAACAGAUACAACAAAUACCGGAACAAUUACAACAACAGUGGAAACUACAACAGAUGUUGCAUCAACUACAGAUACAACAACUACUGAACCAAGUCCAACAACGACUACUGGGAUGACAACAACUGUGACAAUAGAUACAACAACAUUGCCAACUGAUACAACAACAGUACCAACAGAUACAACAACAGUGCCAACAGAUACAACAACAGUGCCAACAGAUACAACAGCAGUGCCAACAGAUACAACAACAGUGCCGACAACAGUGCCAACAGACACAACAGCAGUGCCAACAGACACAACAGCAGUGCCAACAGAUACAACAACAGUGCCAACAGAUACAACAACAGUGCCAACAGAUACAACAGCAGUGCCAACAGAUACAACAACAGUGCCAACAGAUACAACAGCAGUGCCAACAGAUACAACAACAGUGCCAACAGAUACAACAGCAGUGCCAACAGAUACAACAACAGUGCCAACAGCAGUGCCCACAGAUACAACAGCUGUGCCAACAGAUACAACAGCAGUGCCAACAGAUACAACAGCAGUGCCAACAGAUACAACAGCAGUGCCAACAGAUACAACAACAGUGCCAACAGAUACAACAGCAGUGCCAACAGAUACAACAACAGUGCCAACAGAUACAACAGCAGUACCCACAGAUACAACAGCAGCGCCAACAGAUACAACAGCAGUGCCAACAGAUACAACAGCAGUGCCAACAGAUACCACAGCAGUGCCAACAGACACAACAGCAGUGCCAACAGAUACAACAGCAGUGCCAACAGAUACAACAGCAGGGCCAACAGAAACGGCGCUUUUCAAUACUAAAAAAAUCGUUAAAAAACGAUCAGCCUCAGAAGUUCUUUUAAGACAUUAUCGUGGUCGUAGCCGACGUGCAACUGGUCCAGAUGGCACCGGCUACGCUUGCUACACCAUAGAAUACAAAGAUAAUGAAUCAUCUGAUAACAAAAUGAAGAAGGGUUGCGUUAAAAUAUCUGUGGAUCAGACCGCCUGCGAAGCCAUCAGCGAUAACAUCAUGGGAGGUAAUGCAAUAAUCGAAAAUUGCCAAGUUUGUAUGAGUGAUAAAUGCAAUUCAAGUGCAACGCUACAAUUCUCAUUACUUACAAUGGCCGUAUUGUUACUCAUGAGAUUUUUUAUAUGAUUAUCAUAUAUAAUUUUCAGCUGAUUUAAUUGUUAUAUACAUAUAUACUGAU
Stomoxys calcitrans (stable fly) is the source of this 1562-nucleotide messenger RNA. RefSeq names its product zonadhesin. Lineage: Eukaryota; Metazoa; Arthropoda; Insecta; Diptera; Muscidae. The coding region runs from base 146 to 1510 and encodes 454 amino acids. The transcript is spliced from 4 exons. The record is from RefSeq and is a predicted model, not a curated record.